AUGAGCUCGGAGCUCUUAUCUCCGGAUGAAAUACGUCGAGCCUUCCGCGAGUUCGACCUCGACCGUAACGGAUACGUCGGCGCGGCUGAGAUCGCGCACGUGCUCGCGAGCAUGGGUGAAAAGGCGACGGACGAUGAGAUCGAUGAGAUGAUCCUCAUGGCGGACACGGACGGGGAUGGACAGAUCUCUUACGAGGAAUUCGCGACGUUGAUGGCGCACCUGAGCGGACGGGGGGGGGCAGGCGCCGGGACCGGGCUCGGGGGAGGGCGGGCGCGCGGCGGACCGGGCGGCGCGCCGGGAGCGGGCGGAAUGGCGUUGAAUCGAGGAGGGUACGGAGCCCCGCAGGGAGGGGCGAUGGGCACGGGUCACGGUGGGUCGAUGGGUGGGGGGUACGGUGGACCGCCGCAGUACGGCGGUGGGGUCGGGUACGACGCCGGGAUGGCGAUGGGAUCGAUGGGGGUCGGACGCCCUAUGGAUGUCGGCGCGGCGCAACCGAGCGGGACGCCGAUGCAGGAUCUGGAGACGUUUCAGCGAUCUCAGGGCUUGAAUACAGAUAAGUUGAAGGAAGUUUAUAAGCGUUUCCUCGAGAGCGAUAAAGAUGGAAGCGGUCGCGUGGACGUGAACGAGUUUGUGCGCAUGUUACACGUCGAUCGAACACCGUACGUCGAGCGCCUCUUCUCCAUGUUCGACACCGAUCGAACAGGUCUCAUCGAUGUCAAGGAGUUCAUCGUGGGCAUUUCCAACGUUGGGAACGACGCACGGGAUAAUAAGAUCCAGUUCGCUUUCUCAGUGUAUGAUCUCGACGGUUCGGGUUUCAUUGACGCCAGCGAGUUACGCAAAAUCAUUCGCGCCACCAACAUGUCGAGCGACAAACAAAUCGAGCGUAAGGUGGAGUGGCUCAUGCGUCAAUGCGACACCGACGGCGACGGUAACAUCUCCUACGAGGAGUUUACGCAGCUCGCCAAAAAGUUCCCCAACAUCGUCUUCCCAGCGUACAAUCUCGCGGGAUCCAUGGCUGGGCUCGCUUGA
This is a messenger RNA of Ostreococcus tauri, 1029 nucleotides long. Its product is annotated as EF-Hand 1, calcium-binding site. NCBI's taxonomy places the organism in Eukaryota, Viridiplantae, Chlorophyta, Mamiellophyceae, Mamiellales, Bathycoccaceae. The record is from RefSeq and is a predicted model, not a curated record. Gene Ontology annotation, molecular function: calcium-dependent protein serine/threonine phosphatase regulator activity; calcium ion binding. The coding region runs from base 1 to 1029 and encodes 342 amino acids. The transcript has a single exon.